Labrus mixtus (cuckoo wrasse) is the source of this 1458-nucleotide messenger RNA. RefSeq names its product cyclin B1 (gene ccnb1). NCBI's taxonomy places the organism in Eukaryota, Metazoa, Chordata, Actinopteri, Labriformes, Labridae. Gene Ontology annotation, cellular component: cyclin B1-CDK1 complex; cytoplasm; nucleus. Gene Ontology annotation, molecular function: cyclin-dependent protein serine/threonine kinase regulator activity. The coding region runs from base 134 to 1333 and encodes 399 amino acids. The transcript is spliced from 9 exons. Gene Ontology annotation, biological process: mitotic metaphase chromosome alignment; mitotic cell cycle phase transition; regulation of cyclin-dependent protein serine/threonine kinase activity. The record is from RefSeq and is a predicted model, not a curated record.
CUCAGAUAAUUCCGGAUGCAGCGAAUCAGCGUGCAGCGAGCGAGGAUUUAAACCAAGACACACACAAGCUACAAACUGCAUCAUCCUCCAUUACGAGUCUCCGUCUGUUUGUGGAAGCAACGCUCAUAACGAAAUGGCUCUCCGAGUGACAAGAAACCGCUUGGCCUCUACCAGGACCGACCUUGGAGGAAAGGCUUGCUCGGUGACUGGGCCUGGCCUGAAGCCUAGAGCUGCACUGGGCGAAAUCGGAAACAUUACAGCAAACAAAGAGCCACAGAAAAAGGCUGUCAAGACAGAGGCCACAAAGACCAAAGUCGCCACCAAAGUAGAGAAAGCAGUUGUUGAGGCACCAAAACCUAAAAAUGUUGUUCCUGUUAAACCCGAGCCUGAGGUGCAGCCUGAACCUGCAUCCCCCACUCCCAUGGAGACAUCUGGCUGUGAGCCUGCAGACCUUUGUCAAGCCUUUUCAGAUGUCAUCCUUCACAACGCUAUCAGGGACGUGGAUGCAGAUGACUACGAGAACCCCAUGCUCUGCAGUGAAUAUGUGAAAGAUAUCUACAAGUACCUCCGACAGCUUGAGGUGGAUCAGAAUGUCAGACCUACUUACUUGCAGGGUAAGGAGGUGACUGGAAACAUGCGGGCCAUUCUCAUCGACUGGCUUGUGCAAGUGAACCUCAAAUUCCGUCUGCUGCAGGAGACUAUGUACAUGACUGUAGGAAUCAUUGACCGCUUUCUUCAGGACCACCCAGUCCCCAAGAAGCAGCUGCAGCUGGUUGGUGUGACCGCCAUGUUCCUUGCUUCCAAAUAUGAGGAGAUGUACCCACCAGAGAUCUCAGACUUUGCCUAUGUGACAGACCGUGCCUACACCACCGCCCAGAUCAGAGACAUGGAGAUGACAAUCCUGCGGGUGUUAAAGUUUAAACUGGGCCGCCCUCUUCCCCUGCAGUUCCUCAGAAGGGCUUCAAAGAUUUAUGAGGUAACUGCUGAGCAACACACCCUGGCUAAAUACCUCCUAGAGCUCACAAUGGUUGACUACGACAUGGUUCAUUUCCCACCUUCCAUGGUUGCAAGUGCUUCUCUGGCUCUUACCCUGAAGAUCUUGGAUGCUGGCGAAUGGGAUGUGACACUGCAGCACUACAUGGACUACACAGCAGAGAGCUUGAUUCCUGUGAUGGCACACAUUGCCAAAAACGUUGUGAAAGUGAAUGACGGUCUGACUAAACAUAUGGCUAUCAAAGGAAAGUAUUCAACCUCCAAGCAGAUGCGGAUUGCAGCACUCGCCCAGCUCAAGUCUUCACUGGUAAAGGAUCUUGCAAAGCAAGUCACCCAGUGAGAGGACUGUUAAGCACCAUGUGCUCAUUUGUACAGUUGUAACUUAAACUUUUAACAAGACUGAGGGGUCGGCAAACUGAAGACCAUAUGGGUGGUUUGCAUGUUUUACCAACUCAAAGAGACUGU